Molecule: messenger RNA, 666 nt
Organism: Halteromyces radiatus
Lineage: Eukaryota; Fungi; Mucoromycota; Mucoromycetes; Mucorales; Cunninghamellaceae
Product: Squalene/phytoene synthase
Exons: 4
Coding region: 1-666 (221 amino acids)
Biological process (GO): biosynthetic process; mitochondrial respiratory chain complex I assembly
Cellular component (GO): mitochondrion
Source: RefSeq, a predicted model, not a curated record
AUGCGCAUGCAAUUUUGGAAGGAUACUAUUGAUAAAGUAUAUUCUGGAAAUGCACCUCAACAACCAAUUGCACUUGCCCUUCAAGAUUCGUUACAACAUGCUAACUUAUCAUCUAUGUGGUUGAAACGCAUCAUUACGGAAAGAAUGGCCAAUUUGGAUGAUCAUCCGUUUAUGACCAUCAAGGAAAUGGAAGAUUAUGGCGAAAAUACGGCUUCUAGUUUACUUUAUCUUCAAUUGGAGUCUCUGAAUGUACGUGAUGUACAAGUGGAUCAUGUUGUUAGUCAUCUAGGCAAAAUGAUGGGCAUCUCUACCUUUUUACGAUCAUUACCUUUCCAUUUGGCGCAAAAACGAUUAGUGUUACCGGUCCAGAUCACAGCCAAGCAUAAUAUAUCUCAAGAAGCAGUGAUGCGGGGCGAUAUUGAACGAGUGGAUGAUGCGGUAUUUGAAGUAGCGACGGCAGCAUAUGAUCAACUCUUGACAGCUCGAUCCUUAUUGAAUACAGUGAAUCCUGAAGCUUUUCCUGUGAUUCUCUCUGCUAUUCCUCAUAUUCGAUACUUGGAACGACUUGAACAGCAUGAUUUUAAUGUAUUUGAACCGAAAUUACAACGCAAGGAUUGGAAAUUACCACUCGUGUUAUGGUCUAGUUAUAGAAACAGAAAGAUUUGA